Messenger RNA from Closterium sp. NIES-67, 1753 nucleotides. NCBI's taxonomy places the organism in Eukaryota, Viridiplantae, Streptophyta, Zygnematophyceae, Desmidiales, Closteriaceae. The record is from the annotation of a GenBank genome assembly.
CACAUCCCAGUCGCGCAUUCCGCCGCGUUUCCCGCUGCGCUGCCGCUCGGUGUGAGGGUGUUUUCAGUUGUACCUCAAAAGCCGGCCUACAAUUUCGUUUCCGCUUCCGCUUCCGCUUCCGCUUCCGCUUCCAUCGUUUGCUCCCCGCUCAAUCAUGUCCGCCAUCCCUCGUCCGAUUCGCCACGUGGCAACGGAUCUCAGCCAUUCCGCGAAUUCCGCUGGACCUGUAACCAGUGGUAGACGCGCUUCGAAUUUCCAGUCGAAUCUUUCCAGAGCAUCGUUUUCUCCCUUGAAUGAUAGCCGCGAAUCUGCGGGGAAGCUUCAUUGCAUGAUGGCGUGCCGCCUCGCUUCGCUAAGAGCCUUGGGAUUGACGGGCGCCAGGGUCGCAACGCCGCGGAUUUCAUACCCGUUAUUCCGUCGCUCUUUUGCCGUACUGUCGUCGCCUCGUGCGUCAUCACAACCAUGGGACGAGCUGAGCCAACCUACAGGCGAGUUGCAGACCACCCUAUCGUCCUCUGUCUCAGUGUCGGGCGUCGGCUUGCACCUAGGCCUACAAACCACUGUCACUCUGCUGCCCGCUGCUGCUGGGGCUGGGCGAGUCUUCCAUGUGGUGGUGCCUGGGGAUAGAGGAUUGGUGGGGAUCGGUGCAGAUGUUCGGAAUGUGGUGGACACUCGCCUGUCCACCGUGCUGGGAGCUGCCGGCGUGCAGGAGAGUGGAGUGCGGGUAGGCACGGUGGAGCAUCUGCUAUCCGCCCUGGAGGGGUGUGGCGUGGACAACUGCGUCAUUCGAGUGGACGGAGGGGGAGAGAUGCCUCUGCUGGACGGCUCAGCAGCGGUUUGGGUGCGGCACAUCAUGGCAGCAGGGAUAGAGCCGGCUACAGUCACUGUUGCUGGGGCUACAGCUGAGAGGAGGAGGUGGAAUUUACCGGGGAAAGGACCAAUCACGGUGCAGCAUGGAGAUUCUUUCAUUGCUGCAUUCCCCCGGGCCUCUCCGCUUCUCACCUAUGGGAUCGACUUCCCCCAUGUGCCUGCCAUUGGGCGGCAGUGGGUGUCGUGGGACCCAGCACGAGCACAGCAACAACCACAACUAGACGCGGCAGCAGAGCAUGAGGAACAGGGAGAGCAGCCUCAGGAGUGUGGGGACUACAUGUCGGGCAUUGCCCCUGCUCGCACCUUCUGCAUCCUCGAACAGGUGGAGCAGAUGCGAGCAGCAGGGCUUAUAAAAGGCGGUUCGCUGGACAAUGCACUCGUCUGCAGUCAAACGCGUGGGUGGGUGAACCCCCCACUGAGAGUACCAUUCGAGCCGUGCCGGCACAAGCUGCUGGAUUUGAUAGGAGACCUGGCGCUGUGUGGGCGAGGGGGGAACAGUGGCAUUCCCAAUGCUCACAUUGUGGCAUAUAAGGCGAGCCAUGCUCUCCAUGUGGCCUUUGGAAAAGCGCUGAUAGACGCGCUUGAAGCAGAGGCUACGGACCUAGCCAAGGGCAAAGAUGCAUGAAUGGUGCCUCGAAAGGGAAAAGGGAAGUAAAGGAUGUCUAUUGAAGGGUGUUUCUCAAAUGUGAGGAUGUGUCGUAAGGGGGAAUGGCAAGAAGAACAUGUGCCUAAUGAAAGGGUGUUCGAACCAGGCGAGAUGGCAAAUAUGUCAUUCUUUUGUACAAGGUUUCUGCAAUCCUGUUGACAUCUGCCAAUAGUUUCAAUUAUGCCGAAAUGAUCGGUAUUAGUAAAAGAGACAUAGAUGUAAUUUUGAAAAGUCAUA